Messenger RNA from Paramuricea clavata, 2394 nucleotides. NCBI's taxonomy places the organism in Eukaryota, Metazoa, Cnidaria, Anthozoa, Malacalcyonacea, Plexauridae. The record is from the annotation of a GenBank genome assembly.
AUGCAAGGUGUCGAGGUAACUUGCCCUUUUCAUAGCUGUAACUCAAAAUUCAAAAUAAAGUCAUCAUUUACUUCUCACCUAAGUAGGCGCCAUAAAAAUCCUGCCAACAGAGUGGUGUCUUCUGAAUUACUUGUACAUAUAAAUAGCCAAGCAACCAAUGACAAUUCAACUUCAAGUCAGUUGGAUGGUUUUGGUUUAGAAGUUGACAUUGUUGGAGAGACCUCCAACAAUGACAAUCUGGAAAAUGAUGAUACCCAAGAGAAUAUAAGUGAGUUAUUUGUUAAAAAUUUGGCAUUAUUUUACCUGAAACUAAAUGCCAAAUUUCAUGUGCCUGCUAGCACUAUCCAAAAGAUCAUCCAGGAAAUGCAGGCAAUGCAUAACAUAUCUCAAAUUCACUUAAAACAGCAUGUAAAAAUUAAAUUGGCAGAAAUGUCUGUUGGGAAUGAAGUAAUUGACCAAAUUGCAAGUGAAUUUUUACCAAAUGAUAUAUUCAAUCUGGCUCAUGGCGAUAAAGGCACAUUGAGCACGGAUUAUAGGCGAAAACAUUUUUUUAAGAAUAACUUCAAUUAUGUGGCCCCGGUUACAAUAUACCUAGGUUUUGAUAAAAAUCAUGUUAAAAGAUAUUAUGAGUAUGUACCAAUAAUAGAAACAAUACAGGAACUUUUAAAAGAUGCAGGUGUAAAGGAGCAAUUUGAGAAACCUAUUUUAAAUUCAGAUGAGAUUUUAAGAGAUUUCAUGGACGGCAGUGUAGCCAAAAGUAAUAUUCUUUUUAUUGAGCUAGGAAAUGCAAUAAAGCUCAUUCUCUACCAAGAUGCAUUCGAAGUUGUCAAUCCUCUUGGAUCAGCAAAAAAAAAGCAUAAAGUUUUAGCUGUUUAUAUAACAUUAGGAAACAUUUACCCUCAAAAUAGAUCACAAAUUGACCAAAUGCAGCUUGUUCUUCUCGUACGAGAAAAGGAUUUUAAGUUUUUUGGACAAGAUGCUGUGUUUCGUGUCCUGGUAAAUGAUCUCAAAAAAAUUGAGCAAUAUGGUGUUCUUAUUGACACAAAAUACAUACGAGGAACUGUUGCUAUGAUUCUUGGCGAUAACUUAGGUAGUCAUUGCAUUGGGGGAUUUGUAGAAAACUUUAGCAGCUGUCCUUAUGUGUGCAGAUUUUGUCUUAUGGAAACUGAAAACAUUCAUCUUGGCGAUGUUUUUGACACUUUUUGUCAAAGGUCCCCUGAUAACUACAAUGCCGACUUGCAAAAUCUAGAAAGUAACCCAGACUUAAAUAACUAUAAGGGCAUCAAGUUUAAUUCAAUUUUCAAUGAAUUAAGAUAUUAUCAUGUUUGUAAUCCUGGUUUACCACCUUGUUUGGGCCAUGAUUUGUUUGAAGGUGUUGUCAAUUAUGAUUUGGCCUUGUAUAUACACCAUAUGGUGAAAGUUAACAAGUGGUUUACAUAUGCCCAAUUCAAUCAAAUAGUGACAAAUUUUAAAUAUAGUGGAAGUGAUGCUAAUAAUAAACCAAGUAUAAUUUCUGAAGAAGGUAGUAAGUUAGGUGGUCAUGCUGUUCAGAACUGGUGUCUCCUGAAACUUUUACCACUUUUUAUUGGUUCAAGAGUUAACAACACCAGUGAUCCUGUGUGGCAGUUAACACUGCUUCUGAGGGAAGUUGUUGAGCUUAUAUGUGCACCAGAAAUUAGUUUGGCACAAGUAGCAUAUUUGAGAGUAAAGCUUGAAGAUUAUUUAGAGCAAAGAGUUGAACUCUUUCCAGACAAGCCAGUGAAACCAAAGCACCACUAUAUGGCACACUACCCAAGGCUUAUUUUACAAUUCGGACCGUUGAUAAGAGUUUGGACUCUUCGUUUUGAGAGUAAGCAUUCAUAUUUUAAGAAGUGUGCCCGCUAUAGCCAGAAUUUUAUUAAUAUAUGCCAUACAUUUGCUGAGCGGCAUCAACUUUUACAGGCUUACCUGAACAAUGGUUCGCUUCUUCGUGUUAGUGCAAGUGUUGAAAAUGCUAUCACAUUUAAUGUAGAUCUGUAUAACGAUAGCAUUAAAAAUGCCUUUUGCAGCCAUCACUGUUUAACUGAAGAAGUUGUUACUUCUUCUGUAGCACUCAUUGAUGGCAUUCAAUACAGAAAAGAUUUUUUUGUUGUCCUAGAUUGCCAACAGAGUAACUUAACAUUGGGUCAAAUAAUCAUGGUUUUUCAACAUAAAGAUAACACAGUUUGUAUUUUAGUUAAGAAAGUUCCAGCUCAGUAUCACUCUGAGAUGGGGUAUUAUAAGAUUGCAGGAGUUGCUAGAGAGUUGGGAUUCAGUUGUGUUAGGUUGUCUGAUCUCAAAUCACACUGUUGUUUGCCAUCAUAUACAAUAGAGAAAGAGCAAGUCAUUGUUCUGAAACAUACAAUUCUGGAUUAA